AUGUCUAGUGAAGAAGUUAAGUCUAAGACCGAAGAGACUGCUGCUGCUCCUCAACCUCCAACUUCAUCUGUUUUUUCCAUGUUUGGAGGCAAGAAGGAGAAGAAGGAAGAACCAAAGGAAGAAGCUGAAGAAUCCUCUGAAACGAAAAAGAAAGGAGCAGAAGAAGAAGACGAAACUGCAGAAGAAGAAGAAGCUGAUGUUCACUUUGAGCCUUUAGUUCAUUUGGAAAAGGUUGAAGUUAAGACCAAUGAAGAAGAUGAAGAAGUUUUGUUCAAGGUUAGAGCCAAGUUGUUUAGAUUCCAUGCUGACACCAAGGAAUGGAAGGAAAGAGGUACUGGAGAUGUCAAGUUCCUCAAGCACAAGGAUACCAAGAAGACGCGUGUUUUGAUGAGAAGAGACAAGACAUUAAAGAUUUGUGCCAACCAUUUCAUUAGCCCUGAGUAUGAAUUAAAGGAAAACAUUGGAUCUGAUAGAUCAUGGGUUUAUUCUGUUGUUGCUGAUAUUUCCGAUGGAGAAGCCGAGGCUCAAACUUUGGCCAUUAGAUUUGGUAACAAGGAGAAUGCCGAUAAGUUUAAGGAAUACUUUGAAAAGGCCAAGGAGUCAAACAAGAGUACAUAA
Messenger RNA from Lizanozyma spartinae, 618 nucleotides. RefSeq names its product Ran GTPase-binding protein (gene YRB1). NCBI's taxonomy places the organism in Eukaryota, Fungi, Ascomycota, Pichiomycetes, Serinales, Debaryomycetaceae. Gene Ontology annotation, molecular function: GTPase activator activity. The record is from RefSeq and is a predicted model, not a curated record. The coding region runs from base 1 to 618 and encodes 205 amino acids. Gene Ontology annotation, biological process: protein import into nucleus. The transcript has a single exon. Gene Ontology annotation, cellular component: cytoplasm; nuclear pore.